CACAGUAGUCAUCGGAGUUUCAUUCUGUUUGAGGAUACUCCAAGGUAUAUUUGCAUAUCCAGGCUACCUCGUCCCCAUCGACUUCAUCAACGCUAAUCUUGGAAAGAAUUUAGAUUUUGUGAAUGGUCUUCUGAACCUGGGUUACUUUACAGGUCAAGGAAUGGCUGAGGUUAUAGGUUGCAUUCUCUAUGAUAAUUACGGGUACAACUCAGCUUUCAUGUUCUCUGCAGGAGUGGCCUUACUGUCAGUCAUCCUCAUAAUGUUCCUCAUACCCAACACAAAGACGUACCUUUCCACCCCUAAAGACAUUCCGAGUGAGAUGCAAACGGAGAAGGGACUGACAAGCGACCAAUCGAGACUGAGCAAGUUCCUCAUCAUUCCUAUGGUUGCCUGCAUGUGCAUUAAUGCAAGUUACGGUGUACUACAGGUUGCGGAGACGCCCUUUCUGAAGGAGGAGUUCCACAAGUCUAUAACCUACGGGGGCACAGUCCUAAUUCUAGCUUCAGCCGGAAUGGCAACAGGAAGCUUCAUCACUGGCAUCCUCCUCCAGAAGAAGAUAUUCAACGCCUUCACAGUGAUGGCUAUGGGAGCUUUGUGUCUGUGUCUAGGAAUGUUGAUAACCUUCCCGCCGGAAUUCAUACCAGCAAUGUACCAUGAAGCUCCGAUAACGGCCUUUCCUGGACUCUUCAUCGCUGGGUUCGGAUACCCUUUCACUACCCUUGCCUCACUUAGAGUUCUCUACAACAUCCAGAUGCAGAAGAGAAGAGUGUUACCACCGAAAGUAGUUACGAGAAUAACAGGACUCUGGUUGAUUGGGUACUGUUCUGUUCUCUACCUGGGCUCCUUCGUAGCUGGGGUAAUGACGGACUAUGUUUCAUACUCAGUGAUGGCGGGGAUACUCUCCACAUGUUGCCUGCUGGCAAUGGUCACGUGUGUGCUUAUGAGGUUCAUCUUCAGAUUCAGCUUGGAAGUUGACCCUGACAGGAAAACAACGACAGUGAUAGCUAAUCCUGGUUUUGAUGAAAACCAUACCGUUAUAUUUGGUAUAAAAACAAAACAAUGCGAAGGGCCGUGCGCAUGAGGGGUGUGAACUGUGAACACUACAGUAGGAUCCGAACAAUAUUAUGGGUCGGGGACAUCUGUCUCAGGCUGAACACAACUACACAAUGGGGAGCCAAUAGCAUUAAAUGGCAGAUAAGCGAAAAUGUUAAAUACAUGAGAAAAUUUACUCGAAUUCUGUGAAAAUUUCCCAAUUUAAGCCCGUUUUAUGCCGUUAGCUACCCUGCAUUUGUGUAUCUUUAGAGAGUGGUGUAUUUUCUUAAUACUCGAUAUGUAAAGAUUUAAAUGAAUCCUUUGAUUAUUACAUUAUACAUUAAAUGACAAAUUCUUUCAGUUUCAGUGCGGAUAUAAUACAAAUAUGUUUGCUAAAUUUGUGUCAUUAUGAUAUGUAUGAUUGAUUGAUUUGAAAGAUUUCAAUUAAAAAAUGCUCUGAAAUCAAUAGACAGUUUGCAGUAGUACUGUUCCAUGUACAACUUCUAUUUUAACUAUAUUUUGUAUUGUGG
This is a messenger RNA of Bolinopsis microptera, 1562 nucleotides long. RefSeq lists its product as uncharacterized. The coding region runs from base 161 to 1081 and encodes 306 amino acids. Gene Ontology annotation, biological process: transmembrane transport. The transcript has 4 exons. Gene Ontology annotation, molecular function: transmembrane transporter activity. The record is from RefSeq and is a predicted model, not a curated record. NCBI's taxonomy places the organism in Eukaryota, Metazoa, Ctenophora, Tentaculata, Lobata, Bolinopsidae.